This is a messenger RNA of Phaedon cochleariae (mustard beetle), 2103 nucleotides long. NCBI's taxonomy places the organism in Eukaryota, Metazoa, Arthropoda, Insecta, Coleoptera, Chrysomelidae. The record is from the annotation of a GenBank genome assembly.
CAGUUGGCACUCUUGGAAGUUAUGGCAGUUCGGUGAUGACAUUUCUUAUCAUUUCUGGCAGCCACACUUCGAAGGAGGAAGUGUGUUGUUAUCUUUGUGAGUUUUUAGUGUUAAAAUAAUUCGUUUUCGAUAGCAAUUUGACAAAUAAGUGGUGAUUAAAAUGAAGUGGUAGCUGAGACUCGAACUAAAAAGCCUUUUAAACAAAUUAGUGCGUAUGCAUUUCUUGAAAAUCGAUAAACGAUUUCCUUGAUUUGUUACAAUGAUAAAGAUGGAAACUGAUAAAAUAGACGAUUCAACAACUAACAACAGUUCACAGUAUACAGGUACGAUUUUGCCGCCAUAUGAUACGGCCCGCAAAAAAGAGCAUUCGACCACCUUCAAUACGGAGAGAGAAGCAUGUCUGAAAUAUUUCGAAAAAUGGAGCGAAUCCGAUCAAGUCGAAUUCGUGGAGAAUCUUCUGACGCGCAUGUGCCACUACCAACACGGUCACAUCGACUCCUAUCUCAAGCCGAUUCUGCAAAGAGAUUUCAUCUCUCUAUUGCCCAAGAAAGGUUUGGAUCAUGUCGCAGAAAAUAUUUUGUCAUAUUUGGACGCGGAAAGUCUGAGGAACACGGAACUGGUGUGCAAGGAAUGGUUUAGGGUGAUAUCGGAAGGCAUGCUAUGGAAAAAAUUGAUAGAAAGAAAAGUCAGGACGGACUCGCAGUGGCGGGGAUUGGCGGAGAGACGAAUGUGGAUCCAGUACCUGUUCAAACCGCGUCCGGGUGAAAACCAUCGCCCCCACGGUUUUUACCGUUCCCUCUACCCCCGAAUUAUCCGCGACAUAGACGGUAUCGAAUCCAAUUGGCGGAACGGCAAGCACAUCUUGCAAAGGAUCAAUUGCCGGUCGGAGAACAGCAAGGGAGUGUACUGUUUGCAGUACGACGAUCAGAAGAUCGUUUCCGGUUUGAGGGAUAACACGAUCAAGAUAUGGGACAGGAGUACGUUACAGUGCACCAAGGUGCUCAUAGGGCAUACUGGUAGUGUGCUGUGCUUGCAGUACGACGAUAAGGUUAUAAUUAGUGGAUCUAGCGAUGCGACUGUCAGAGUAUGGAUGGUCAAUACCGGCGAAAUCGCUAACACUCUGAUACAUCAUUGUGAGGCUGUGCUCCAUCUUCGAUUUAAUAACGGAAUGAUGGUCACCUGUUCCAAGGAUCGUUCGAUAGCCGUGUGGGAUAUGACGUCACCGGCAGAGAUAACCUUGCGGAGGGUGCUGGUCGGCCAUCGAGCGGCUGUCAACGUGGUCGAUUUCGAUGAAAAGUACAUCGUUUCCGCGUCCGGCGACAGAACGAUCAAAGUGUGGAACACUUCUUCGUGCGAGUUCGUGCGGACCUUGAACGGCCACAAGCGAGGCAUCGCUUGUUUGCAGUACCGCGAUCGCUUGGUGGUAAGCGGUAGUUCCGACAAUACUAUAAGGUUGUGGGACAUCGAAUGCGGCGAAUGUCUCAGGGUGUUGGAAGGCCACGAGGAGCUGGUCAGGUGCAUCCGGUUCGAUUCGAAACGGAUCGUGAGUGGUGCGUACGACGGCAAAAUCAAAGUGUGGGACCUGUUGGCGGCGCUGAACCCCAGAGCGCCCACCAGUUCCCUGUGUCUUCGUACGCUUGUGGAGCAUACGGGACGCGUGUUCAGACUCCAGUUCGACGAAUUCCAAAUCGUCAGCAGUUCUCACGACGACACCAUCCUCAUCUGGGACUUUUUGAAUUCCAUACAGGAAGGCAAAAGCAGCCCGAAGAGUAAUAACGAUACCAGAUCUCCAUCCCCGUUUACCUACGAAUGAAUCUCCGCUAGUACCUAGACAAAGUUGAAAAAAACUCUCCGAUUCUCGCGCCGACUUCCAAAAGUUCUCCCAGGAUGGUGUGAUAUACGGGGUGGAGUGAUCGAGAAGUACGUUUCGUUCCGAACGAUUCGUUGAUGACGGCGAAAAAUCUCGAGUAACUUGUUGAUUUUUGUGGAUAAUAUCGAGCUGGCCCAUUGAUACUGAGUCUGCUAGACGUAGAUGCGUUCGGUUGUGUGGGAAAACGAGGUUGGCUGGUUUUCGAUUUUCCCAGCUACACAAAAUUUGUCGAU